Messenger RNA from Closterium sp. NIES-65, 723 nucleotides. NCBI's taxonomy places the organism in Eukaryota, Viridiplantae, Streptophyta, Zygnematophyceae, Desmidiales, Closteriaceae. The record is from the annotation of a GenBank genome assembly.
AUGCCGCUCCUCUUCCUGCUCCUGCUCCUCCUCCCCCUCCCGCAUUCCACCGCUGCCUCCCACGGCAGCGGCGGGGCAGCGGCGCGCCUGAACGGGCUGGCGGAGGAUCCGCUGGCGGACGACGACUCGUUCGCGCGCCUGGCGGAGGCGGACAAGCGGCGGUGGGCGCAGGGCGCGGCGGAGGACGCGGGACUGGCGGCGAAGAUGCGGCGGCUAGCGGAGGUGGAGGUGGUGACGCGCGUGCACGUGCGGCUCGUGGGGUUCGACGGCGACCGCGACGACAACAGCAACCUCCGCGUGCAGCCGGAGGAGAUGACAAAGUUUCUCAACACGCUCAAACCAGACAACGUCUUCCGAGCCAUUCACGGCGAGGUAUGGCAUUCACGGCGAGAACCACAUGCUCCUCCUGCCUUUCCACCGCCCCGCCACCCUCUCUGCCCGUCCAUGCCCUGCGUCCUCUCGCUGUCCGCAGCCGCCCCUCGCACCCCUCGCUGGCCUUCUCCGCCCCUCGCACCCCUCGCUGGCCUUCUCCGCCCCUCGCACCCCUCGCUGGCCUUCUCCGCCCCUCAGACCCCACCCUGCUGCCACCGUUUCUCCUUCCACACGCCCGCCCCUCCCCACUCCUCUUCCCCCCACUCAGUCACACGCGCUGGCAGUGCGGCAGCGCGUGGCGUUCUCAGUGUCGCGUGCGCCCAGGCGCCUGGCCUCUGCCAUCUCCGCUGA